Messenger RNA from Hypoxylon fragiforme, 2045 nucleotides. RefSeq names its product Pyoverdine/dityrosine biosynthesis protein-domain-containing protein. The transcript is spliced from 5 exons. The record is from RefSeq and is a predicted model, not a curated record. Gene Ontology annotation, molecular function: oxidoreductase activity. Lineage: Eukaryota; Fungi; Ascomycota; Sordariomycetes; Xylariales; Hypoxylaceae. Bases 1 to 1953 code for a protein of 650 amino acids.
AUGCCAUCCGCCGUGAAGCUCGAUACUGCCGAUAACUUGGCAUCUACAACAACUCUGGAUGAGAAGCUGAAUAACCUAGAACAUAUUCACUUGGAAACCGCCUCGCGUAUCUUAAACAUCAUUUCACGAUACAGGCUCGCACGAGAUCCGUUAGGGAAAAUCAGCAAUGGGGUUAAUUUCCUGGUCCAGAUAUAUUCCAAGGUGUUGGUUCGAGAGACAAUACUCAUGUGUCUUCCUGCCUUCCCUUUCAAGUCACCAAAUACGAGCACCAAAGUUCUUGGACGUCUUCCCGACAAGGCAGAGGAGUUUGCCUUAGCACAUCUAAAUGGUCUAUGUGCUUCAAUCGCAGAUAUCUAUACUCCAGGCGCGAGGCUAAUGAUAGUCUCUGAUGGACUGGUAUAUAACGACCUUCUCGGGGUACCAGACAAAGACGUCUGGGCUUACGGUGAAGCCCUUCGAGCGUUAAAAGCAAGAAAGGAUUUUACCUAUAUUGAAUUCUGUCGACUUAAGGAUAUAGUUAAUAUUGAUGUCCCCAACCAACUAGACGAAAUUAGAUACGUCGCCAACGCUACCAAUUUUCGCCAUGCUCUGUUGCAACAAUUCAGCAGACCCGGAUUUAAUGUCUCGCUUAGGAUAUCGGAGGAUGAGGAUACCUGUUUGACAUACAGGGGGUAUAUAAAGUUCCUGGAAACUGACCUGCAAACUGUGUACCCCAUCGGCGAGGAACGAAGCAAGACUAAGUAUAAAAGGGGAAUUGAGUACAUUGCCAAGCAGAUGCUCAUGAGAGGUGAUGCAUUCGCUCGAGCUGUUCGGGACAGAUUUCCCGACCGUCUCAGACUCUCUAUCCACCCCUCAACAGGCGAGAACAAACUCUCCAUUAACCUCCUGCCAACAGACACAGCAUUCACCACGCCGUGGCACUGCGCCAUCGCAUUCCGACUCGAUGGCACCACCCUCACAGGCCACCGCUCCGACUUCGAAGCUGACGAUACCUUCGAGCUUGUCUACGACGAGCAUAGCCGGCCCAGCUACUUCCGUGAAAAGUCUGACUUACUGUACUGGGCGACCGAAAAGGGCAGUAUCGUGUGCGAGCCGCAGUACCCCGCCGGCUUCAUUAUCCGGCCCGAGGCAGGCCGCAACACGCUCUCUAUCCGCGACGUGCACGCGGACAAGGUGCGCGCAUUAGCGCAGGCUAACUCCCCUGUUGUGCUUCGAGGCUUCGCGCACACACGAGACAGAGACUUGUUCCUGGGUAAAGCGGCGGAGCUCGGCGUCCCGGUACCGUGGAAGUUUGGAAGCAUGGGUGAGGUUGAAGAGCAAAGCGCAGGUACCAGGGGCUUGGAAAAUGUGCUGUCGAUGCACUGGAUGUCGUUCCAUCACAAUGGCCUUCCUCAUGCACAAAAGAACGGCGGGAAAGAGCUAGGCCCGAAGCCGCCGAGGUUCCAGUUCUUCGCGGCUGUGACAUCGCCCCCCAAGGACAUGGAGCGAACUCUGUUCUCCCCUUCGAGCCUCAUACUCAAGCAUGUACCCCCUCGUUUGCCGCCCUCGUCACUCCACCCCCUUGCAUGGACCGUGUCUACUUCUUCCUUCGAAUCAACGGUUAUUCAUGGUCUACCCCUUGAAAUCAGUCACCCGGUAACCGUCCGCCGGCGUCUACGGUACCAAGAGCCAUGUGCAAGAUCGAAGACGAGGUUAGAGGCUCUACAUGUUCCCAUGGAUAACACAUCUACUACUACCUUUCCUAAGGCCAAUAGCGGCGAUAGUGGUAAUAAUAGUGAUUUGUAUGGCGCGUGCGAGGCACUUACAAGCUUGCUAUAUGACCGGCGCGUUGCGUAUCAUCAUACUUGGGAAAAGGGAGACUUGCUUGUCAGCGAUAAUAGCUUGGCGGUGUACUCGCGGAGCGACUUUUCGGCAAGCUUUGAUCAGGAGCUGUGGAGGAUGCAUUUUCAUUAGGUACUUAUACGCUGGAUUGGGUCGGUUGGCGUUUUUGGUCCGAGUGGCCCCUUUCAUUGCUCCGAGAUGUCCGUCCUGAGUUUCCCGCGCAU